UUUUUUUUUUCUCUUCUGAAAUUUAAAAAUAAGAAUUACAGAUGGCUGAGUCUCAGCACAGCAUGGAGCUCAGUGCAAAGGACACUCAUCACCCUAAACAUGACCCCAUUGGCUUUGAGGAUAAGCACGUUAUCACUGCACAAGAAAAACCAAUGAAUGAAGUACCAGAGAAUGAAGCUCUGAUUCCCAAGCACGCCACAGAUAGGAUUUUUUUUAUUGAUUUAGCCAAUAAGCAGCUGCAAAUCAUCCCACCUGAGGUCUUCAGUCUAGAGCAUCUGGAAGAGCUGCACAUGGAGAAGAACCUGAUAGUGAACAUCCCGAGAGAAAUAAAACUCCUGAAGAGCAUGAAGGUUCUCUACUUGGAUCACAAUCACAUACGGGAAAUAUGUGAAGAGCUGGGGAUGUUGAAAAGUAUUCUGAGCUUAGAUUUAAGUAACAACCCCCUCUCUUACAGCUCUCUGCAGGUAAUCAGCAACCUGCAGUCCCUUCACCAGCUCAGGCUCUAUCAAAUAAACUUGCAUGAAAUCCCAGUGCAGAUCUGCAAAUACCUCCAUCUCAUUGAACUUCUUGGGCUUUCUGACAAUCAUCUACAGUGUCUGCCAAAAGAAACAGUGAACCUGAAAAAACUCAAGGAAAUUUACCUCAAAAACAAUAGAUUUGAAAAAUUUCCCAUCGAGCUUUGUAAAAUUGUUAGUUUAGAAAUAAUAGAUCUGGAACAAAAUCUCAUCAGUCACAUCCCAGAAGAGAUAGGCUCUCUGACAAACUUAGUUAAGCUAUUUUUAGCUUUUAAUAACUUAUCUUCCAUUCCUCCCACGCUGCAACACUGCCAGAAGCUGGCGGUGCUGGAUCUGUCUCAUAAUCCCCUGCACAAGCUUCCCCCAGUUUGGAACAAUCUCACUGAAAAGAGUGAACUUGGCCUGUCUGAUAACAGCCUGGAGGAGCUGCCAGCCCAGACAUGCUCUUGGACAUCACUUACCCAUGUUUAUCUGAGGAACACCGGGCUGCACAGAGUUCACCUGUCCUGCACCAGCCUAACCAGCGUCAGGGUACUCGAUCUGAGCGAAAACUGCUUAGAUGAAAUUCCCAAAGGAAUAUGCUCCAUGAAAAACCUGGAGAUAUUGAACCUGGAUGACAAUCAAAUACAGGAGAUACCAGCAGAAAUACAAGAACUGACAAAUUUAAAAUGCCUCAGCCUGUCCAAAAAUCAAUUCAACAACUUUCCAAAGGAAAUCUUUCUCGUGGAGUCAUUAGAGAAAUUAUAUCUGGGACAAAAUAAAGGAGUUAAACUGACAAGUCUGCCAGAAGAUAUCAUCAAACUGCAGAAUCUGAAAGAACUGCAUAUAGAGAAUAAUUGUCUGGAGCACCUGCCCCCAGCUGUUGGCUUACUGACCCGCCUGAGAAUACUCGACUGUCACAACAAUCUCCUUAAGAAGCUCCCUGAGUCUCUAGGCCAAAUGCAAGGGAGAAUGCAGGGGUGCUUUGCAUCAUUCCUGUCCUUUGUAUUGCAGCUGUCUGCUUUUGUGUGCUCAGGUUUGCAGAAACUGCUCCUUCAGAACAAUCAGCUGUCCAGGCUGCCUGAGGAUUUGAAUAGCCUAAAGCAGCUGCAGGAGGUCCUUGUGGAUGGGAAUCCUAUGACAGACCCUCCCAUUGAAGUGUGCAGUCAGGGGACAUCUGCUAUUCUCCAGUACUUAUGGCAAAAAAGACAUAAAAAAGCCAAGGCUUCAAAGAUCCGAAAUAUUUGGCAUGGGCUGAUUACAAAGAAGGGGAUCAGACCUUUCUUGGCAUUUAAAAGCAUGGCAGACCAAAAAAAGGAAAAGAAAGGAAAAGAAAAACAGAAGUCUGGAAAAGAAGCAAAAGCCAAAAAGUGAUUCUUGUGCAGUAAGCUGAACAGAACCCUGCCAGCUGCAAGAGAGAAGUGAGUACAAAACAGACAGCAUUAAAGCAUUCGCAUCAGUGGAAAU
Tympanuchus pallidicinctus (lesser prairie-chicken) is the source of this 1961-nucleotide messenger RNA. RefSeq names its product leucine rich repeats and IQ motif containing 4 (gene LRRIQ4). Gene Ontology annotation, molecular function: protein binding. NCBI's taxonomy places the organism in Eukaryota, Metazoa, Chordata, Aves, Galliformes, Phasianidae. The record is from RefSeq and is a predicted model, not a curated record. The transcript has 5 exons. The coding region runs from base 42 to 1868 and encodes 608 amino acids.